This is a messenger RNA of Eruca vesicaria subsp. sativa (arugula), 1014 nucleotides long. The record is from the annotation of a GenBank genome assembly. NCBI's taxonomy places the organism in Eukaryota, Viridiplantae, Streptophyta, Magnoliopsida, Brassicales, Brassicaceae.
AUGGAUUGUCUGAAGAAAACUUUAUUGUUCCUACUCUCAUGCACGUCUAUUCUGCUAAGUAACGCUACAAACGUUGGCUUGAACUAUGGUCUUCUCGGAGACAACCUCCCAUCACCUCCACAAGUCAUCAACCUUUACAAGUCCAUAGGCAUUACUAAAAUCCGUAUCUUCGACCCAAACGUAGCGGUUCUCAACGCCGUACGUGGUCACCAAGAUAUUAGUGUCACCGUGGGCGUCAAGGACCAAGACUUGGCUGCUCUUGCAGCCAGUGAAGAAGCUGUUAAAACCUGGUUCGCUACCAACAUUGAGCCUUACUUAACCGACGUCAACAUAACAUUCAUUACCGUCGGUAACGAAGUCAUCCCUGGACCACUCGGAUCUCAAGUGCUUCCCGUAGUGAAGUCUCUCACCAACCUCGUAGAUUCCAUGAAUCUUCCCAUCUCAAUAACCACCGUUGUCUCAAUGGCAAACCUCGGACAGUCUUACCCACCUUCCUCCGGAACGUUCACGCCCCUAGCGCGUGAACAACUCACACCGGUUCUAAACUUCUUGUCUGAGAACAAAAAUGUACCGAUCCUUGUCAACAUGUACCCUUACUUCCCUUACGCAUCAGACCCUGUGAACAUCGACAUAAACUACGCAACUUUCAACACUAAUGCCAUCGUGGUACAAGACGGACCGUUGGGCUACACUAACAUGUUUGAUGCAAUGUUCGACGCGUUCUUGUGGGCAAUGGAGAAGGAAGGCGUGAAAGAUUUACCGUUGGUGGUGUCUGAGACCGGGUGGCCAUCUUCUGGUAAUGGUGACCUUACCACGCCGCUUAUUGCAUCUACUUAUAAUGGAAACUUUGUGAAGCAUAUUGAAAGUGGUAAAGGGACUCCCAAGAGGUCAAACUGUAGCAUUGAUGGGUAUAUAUUCGCUACUUUUAAUGAGAAUCUGAAACCAGCUGGGACUGAACAACAUUUUGGGUUGUUUGAACCUACUGAUAUGAAGCCUGUCUACAAGUUGUUUUGA